Nannizzia gypsea CBS 118893 is the source of this 1569-nucleotide messenger RNA. Its product is annotated as uridine permease. The record is from RefSeq and is a predicted model, not a curated record. Bases 1 to 1569 code for a protein of 522 amino acids. The transcript is spliced from 5 exons. Gene Ontology annotation, cellular component: plasma membrane. Gene Ontology annotation, molecular function: nucleobase transmembrane transporter activity. Lineage: Eukaryota; Fungi; Ascomycota; Eurotiomycetes; Onygenales; Arthrodermataceae. Gene Ontology annotation, biological process: nucleobase transport; transmembrane transport.
AUGUCUGAAGAAGUUCGCCGGCAGCUGCGAUUGGGCCGAGGACGAAUCAGAAUUAUGAACAAGAUACUGAAGAAGUUGGAGAUCGAGCAUGAAGGAGGCACGCUGCCGGACCCCUGGAUCAAUUUUGACAUCAAACCCAUCGAGGCUGGGCGGAGGACAUGGUCGGCCUGGACGUUCACCACCUACUGGGUGCUUAUCAAUUCCAAUAUCUCCACGUACAUGACGGGCAGCUCGCUGAUUGCCCUCGGCUUGCACUGGUGGCAGGCCAUCAUCGCCAUCAUCAUCGGCAACCUACUGGCGACGCUCUUUGUUGUGCUCAACUCGCUGCCGGGUGCGUACUAUCAUCUCGGCUUCCCGGUCGUCAACAGAUAUGUAUGGGGCAUGUACGGUAGCCAGUUUGUCAUCUGGAACCGCAUCUUCCUGUCCAUAGGGAUAACUACUGCACAGUUCGUCAGCUACAUCGUCUUCAUGGUCAUCUCCCUACCGGUAGCAUACAUCCGCCCAUACAACCUGCGCAUGUUCUUCUACAUCUCCGCCUCCGUCAUCACCGUCUUUGAAUUCGUCCUGCUCAUCUGGGCGUUGACCACCAUGGGUCCCAAAGGGUUUGGCGACACCAUCUCAGGCGGUGGCUCGGGGGAGCCCGUCAAAGAUGCCGGCUGGCUUGUCGUGUUUGGUAUUAUCAGCACCAUCGGCGCCAUAUCCGCUGGCAUCCUUAACCAAAACGACUAUGCUAGGUUUGCAAGGAAGCCCAGAGACGCUAUCCUCGGGCAGGUCAUCAGCUUCCCGCUCUCCAGUAUCAUUUGCUCUGUCAUCGGCGUGCUGGUCACGGCCGCUACACAGGAGAGAUUCGGUGAAGCACACUGGGAUCUGCCCUCUCUCAUGGGAGCUAUCAUCGAUCACGGUGGAUCCAGAUCGAGAGCUGCUGCCUUCUUCGCUGGCGGUUCUCUUGUCAUCUCCCAGAUCGGCGUCAACAUCCCCGGAAACGCUCUCUCUGGAGGCUUUGACCUCGCGGCGACAUUCCCCAAAUACAUCAACAUCCGGCGUGGCGCAUACAUCACCAUCGCCCUCUCCAUAGCCUGUAACCCAUGGAAACUCGUCUCCACAGCCACCAUCUUCCUCAGUGUCCUGAGCAGCUAUGCCGUCUUCCUGGGCCCAAUGACGGGCCUCAUGAUCUCGGCCUGGUUCAUCGUUCACAAACAUAAGCUCAAGGUCGAAGACCUGUACACCGGUAACCGUACCAGCAUCUACUGGUUCAGCCACGGCUUCAACUGGCGUGCUUUCAUCGCAUGGAUAUGCGGAACCGUUCCAUCCCUGCCCGGCUUUAUUGCAACGGUCAACAUGGAUGUCCACGUCCCUAUCGGCUUCACUCGUAUCUACCAGCUCUGUUUCCUGGUGGGCUUCCUCAUCAGCGCGUUCGUAUAUAGCGGGCUACAUCUGCUUGUUCCCGACAAGAAGCUGCAGCAGUAUGUCUCAACUGCUGCUUCACCUGCCGAGUUGAUACGGGAUUACCGAGAUAGCCUCGACAAAGAGGAACCUCUUGCUGAGAACAAGGUUCUAUCGGAUGCAUAG